Mesocricetus auratus (golden hamster) is the source of this 2260-nucleotide messenger RNA. It is a transcript of the gene Syndig1l, whose product is annotated as synapse differentiation inducing 1 like. NCBI's taxonomy places the organism in Eukaryota, Metazoa, Chordata, Mammalia, Rodentia, Cricetidae. Bases 246 to 959 code for a protein of 237 amino acids. Gene Ontology annotation, cellular component: intracellular membrane-bounded organelle; membrane. The transcript is spliced from 4 exons. The record is from RefSeq and is a predicted model, not a curated record.
GCGGGCGGGCGGGAGCUGUCCGCGGUGCUGAAGCAGCGGCGGCGACAGCGGCAGGGACGCGGGCCGGGAGCAGGGAGCUCUCCUGGAAGCUCCACCGCGGCUGCCAGGCGGGGACGCCGUCGCUUGCCGGCCCAUGCCCGGUCCCCGAGCCCCACGAGGAGGCGGGACAGUCCGCAGCGCGACAGGCUCCGAGAGGACCGAGUCAGGAACCGAGACUCCCGUCCCUGGCAACUGCAGGCAGAACCAUGGAGAGCCUGAGUGAACUGCAGAACCCACUGCUGCCGCGGAGCCCCGCCCACCUCCACAGCCCCUACCCCUACACGGAGGCCCCGUCCAGCUGGUCCUGCCAAGAGAAGCUUUAUUCCUACCUCCUAGGAGGUACUGGUCCUGCUCGCACCCACCAGCUCCUGGACCCCGGGUCCCUGCAGCUGGCCGUGGAGGCUUGGUAUCGGCCCAGCUGCCUCCUGGGAAAGGACAAGGUCAAAGAACCCAAAGCAGGCAGCUGUGAGACCAGCUUCACCGAAGCCAGGGAGCCUCCAGUGGGACCCGCAGGGCACAGCUCAGAACCUGGUCAAACUGAGGAGGAUGUCACCAUCCACACCGUGUCCUAUGGGGUUCAAGAGGAGCUGCAGGGCCAGGAGGGCAGUCAGGAGGAGGAGAGCGAUGCGACCUCCACAGAGAGUGAAAGUGAGGACACCUUCCUCACCCUGCCUCCCAGGGACCACUUGGGGCUCACUCUGUUUUCCAUGCUCUGCUGCUUCUGGCCUCUGGGCAUUGCCGCCUUCUACUUCUCCCAGGGGACCAGCAAGGCCAUCUCCAAAGGGGACUUCCGCCUGGCCAGCACCACCUCCCGCCGGGCGCUCUUCCUGGCCACACUCUCUAUCGCUGUGGGGGCCGGUCUCUAUGUGGCUGUAGUGGUGGCUCUGGCUGCUUACAUGUCCCAGAAUGGCCAUGGCUAAUGGUCAGUAGGACCCUCGUCCUGACUCUCCUGGCCUGCCAGAGGGAGGCUGUAAGGCUUGGAACUGUGUGCUCCACGGAGAGCCUUGACCCGGAAGCGAGCCUGUGACAACGGCUUGUUGAGGGGAGGCCUCCCAUUCUGCGCCUCACAAGGCCCUCUUGCCCACCACUCCCAGUCCAGUGCAAGCCAAGCAGGAAGCAGGAAGCAGCAUUGUCCCACAGUCCUAGCCCACUCCCCACAGGACCUCAGUCCCACAGGCAGCUCAGUCCCCCACUAGCCACAGAGAAAGAGCAGGAGGUUCCGGGGAGAAAAGGAACAAAGGAUGCGGCCAGCCUUUUCAGGCCACAGGGCUCUCCCCGGUGUACAUCUAACCCCUCCCCCAUGAUGCCCAAGACCCUCCAAUCAGGAAAGAAACCAUCCCUUGCUCUUUCUGACUCCGGGUACUAGUGUGGAAGAUAGUCUCAGCAGUGACUCCCAGGGUAGAGAUGGGUUGGUGAGCUCUGUACUGAGGGCGGGUUCCUGGGGCUUCUCUGCACCAGGCAAAAGGCAAGUACAGUGCCAGAGAGGAGGACUAAGAAUUCACCUAAGGGCUGGGCGUUGGUGGCGCACGCCUUUAAUCCCAGCACUCGGGAGGUAGAGGCAGGCGGAUCUCUGUGAGUUCGAGGCCAGUCUGGUCUACAAAGUGAGUUCCAGGACAGCCUCCAAAACAAUACAGAGAAACCCUGCCUCGAAAAACAAAAAAAAAAAAAAAAAAAAAAAAGAAUUCACCUAAGGGAUUUGCUUCUCUCCAUCCUGGUGGGCAAGGGUAUGUAAGAGCCUCCAGUGGAGGUUUCCAGGCUGUUUGGAUUCUGUCUGGACUAUUUGGUCUGGAGCAAUUUUGUAGCCAUUUCUAAAUCCUCCAUCAACCUAAGCAGGAAGGUCAGGCCUUUCUCUCCACCCAUGAUAUUUUCCCAUCUUUGAGUGAUGGGGUAAUGGUGGUAAUGGCCCCUGAGCACCUUCUGAUAACUGCCACUCAGGACUGCUUCCAAGCCCCUCUGCGCCAAGGCACUAAGGAAUGACAGUUCCAGAGACAUCAAGAGCAGAGGAAAGGGAAGCCCCCCGGGACUCAGCCUGCAGGAGGACUGUGCACGAUUUGGGGACCCUGGUCAUUUACUCGCCCUGGUUCCACCACUGGCCAUCCUUGGUCCCACCCCCACCCCCCCCACUUCAGGUGUUGCCCACGCUCCACUCCUGCACUGGCAAUUUUAAUGUCCCCGUUCUGUCUUUAUUUAUCCUGAUAAUAAACUUUUCUGUAACACCUGG